Monopterus albus (swamp eel) is the source of this 1070-nucleotide messenger RNA. It is a transcript of the gene htatip2, whose product is annotated as HIV-1 Tat interactive protein 2. Gene Ontology annotation, cellular component: cytoplasm. Lineage: Eukaryota; Metazoa; Chordata; Actinopteri; Synbranchiformes; Synbranchidae. The annotation marks the transcript as partial. Gene Ontology annotation, biological process: import into nucleus. The record is from RefSeq and is a predicted model, not a curated record. The transcript has 7 exons.
UCAACUGCGCAUGCGUUGACCUUAAGACAGAACGCGCUCUGUUUAAGUAGUUCUCCCUUUCUUACAGGGCUUCUACUGCAAUAUCAUACCAAAUAAAUAAAAGAUGCUGUGCAUAUUCUUGCUGUGAACCCAUGCCAUUUAGUAGCCACAUGGGACAUAGCGUACAUAGCCUGUCAACACAGCACGUGGACAGCACCGUCAGUAAAUAUGAAGCAACCAGGAAGUGUUUUGGCGGUUUAAUCGUUGCGAUGUUCGUUUUAACACAAUUGAUCACCGCUCUUGGAAAAGCGACCGGGUGCUUAACUGUCGCUGUUGUUGUAAUUGCAGCGGUUUUGAAUUAUUUUGAAGACGCUGAGCCGAUUAAAUAUACCAGCAUGACUGAGGACAUGAAGACCCUGGAGGAAAACUUCCGGCAGCAGAAUAAAAGCUGUUUUAUUCUCGGUGCUUCCGGGGAAACAGGCAAAGUGCUGCUUCAAGAGCUGCUAGGGCGCCGCAUAUUCUCUAAGAUUACUCUCAUUGGAAGGAGAGCACUCACCUUUGAGGACAAAGCAUAUGAAAAAGUGGUACAAGAGGUGGUGGAUUUUGAGAAGCUUGAUGACUAUGCUGCUGCCUUCCAGGGCCAUGAUGUUGGUUACUGCUGUCUGGGAACAACCAGAGCGAAAGCAGGAGCAGAAGGAUUCAUCCGUGUUGAUCAUGACUAUGUUCUAAAAUCAGCUGAGCUUGCCAAGUCAGGAGGCUGCACACAGUUCCACCUGGAGUCCUCCAGAGGAGCAGAUAAAAAAAGCAACUUCCUCUAUCUUAAAGUCAAGGGACAAGUGGAAGCAGAUGUUGAGGCGCUAGGUUUUGACAGACUUGCCAUUUACAGACCAGGGUUUUUAUUGGUAGAUAAACAGAAGAGUCGGCCAGGCGAGUGGUUGGCCAGGAAAUUCUUUGGUGCUCUUUUUGCUGUGGGCUCUAAAUCCAUGUCCAUCCCAAUCCAAAUGGUGGCAAAAGCAAUGGUGUCAAACACUCUGCUUCAACCUGAGCAGAAGACGGAGAUCCUUGAGAACCAAGCCAUUGCCAGUCUGGGA